This is a messenger RNA of Tribolium madens (black flour beetle), 777 nucleotides long. RefSeq lists its product as uncharacterized. NCBI's taxonomy places the organism in Eukaryota, Metazoa, Arthropoda, Insecta, Coleoptera, Tenebrionidae. The record is from RefSeq and is a predicted model, not a curated record. The coding region runs from base 87 to 734 and encodes 215 amino acids. The transcript is spliced from 2 exons.
CGAAAGGUGAAAUGUUACUAUAAAAGCUGGUAACAAAACAAAUUUUUAAAUCAAUAUUGAAAAGUUAUUACUUUAGAACUAUCAACAUGAGGUAUAUUUCUUUGCUAUUUUGUCUUGCAACUGGAAUUCAGUUCUGCACUUCUGCUACAGUAGAAGAUGCUGAAACGCAAUUAAAAUUCCUUCGAGAAAAAACAUCAAAUAAAUUAGAAACUGCGUUUUUAAACCAGACAAGAAUGUCAAAUGAUAUUGAUGCUACAGCUCUCGCCGCUAAAGAAUACGGGAAAAUGGAAAUUCAAAAGAAGACAGAUAAAUACAGUGCGAAACUUCAAGCUGACAAAGCCCUAAUAUACAGAUGUCGAGGCUCACGAAAACACAUUUACGAACACACGAAAAAUUCAAAUAUUGAUGAUUUAAUUCGUUGCGUCGAUCAACAGGGAAGUCAAAGUGUUAAUGUUCUCUCAAGACAAAGACGAGCGUUACAACAGUAUGUUUGGGAUGCGAUUUAUGAAGCAGAAAGGCAAAUUAUUGUUUGUGGUCAAUCCAGCAAGUGUCUUGAAGCUGCCGUUGCAGAUAUUAAAGAUAAGAUUGAAGAAGUUUCGAAAGUGAUUGAUGCUGAACUUGAUAUCAGUGAACAUAACAAAGAAGUUCAGGUUCAGGUUAUUAAAGCAUGUGCAAGUAACAGUAUUGCACAUGCUGAACAUGUGUUUAGUACAAUCCCUACUUGUAACUACUAAUUAUUUCUGAAUUGUUUGUCACAAUAAAGAGAACAUUUAUGAA